This is a messenger RNA of Magallana angulata, 2861 nucleotides long. RefSeq lists its product as uncharacterized. Bases 923 to 2422 code for a protein of 499 amino acids. The record is from RefSeq and is a predicted model, not a curated record. NCBI's taxonomy places the organism in Eukaryota, Metazoa, Mollusca, Bivalvia, Ostreida, Ostreidae. The transcript is spliced from 3 exons.
AAUAUUUUUACCAAGUUCAAUAUCUGAAGUCCAAAGUUGUUUAAAAACACAAAAUUACAACGUCAUUAUCAAAUAUCGACAUUGCUAUUCAUGAUGUGUUUAUUUGAGGAAGAUAUGCUCUGACAAAGGUAGAUUAAAAUUGAAACAGAGGAAAUUCGGACUAAUUUUUUCAUUUUCUUAUUUUCUCUUAAAAACUUUUUGUUGCAGUGUAAUUGCAAAAGUUAAGUUUUUAUGUGUGUUUUCAUAUCAUUUUACAUAUUUUAUGGUUGUAUUUACUCGUCUAUAAAUUUAUACCACUGGCUGGCACGCGAUUGGAAAAAUCUUUAAAAUACAUAAAAUCGAUUGAAUAUAAAAUAUCUCGAAAUUUUUAUCAUUGACCUUAUAUAAUGUUAAUGACAACAUAAUAACGACAAUAAAAACAGUUUUAGGCAAUCAAUGGUUUGGAGCUCCUCAAAAAUGGGUACAAUUUUAGAAAUUGAUAGAGGAAAUUCGGACUAAAUUAAACUUAGAUAUCAGCUUAAAACGAUUCAUUCAAACAUAAAAUUAGUAAAACUAUUCGUAUUUUAUCAUUUCCCAAUCUACAAAUUGUUUUAUAAUUUUUAAUAAUUAAAAAUAAAGAAAACCUUGAAAAUGGUGGACAAUUUUGACAAUUAUUUCAAAAAAACAUCUAGAGGUCACUAGCAGAAAAAGUAGGUCAUUGACUUAGUUAUUUGAAAGUGAAAAAUAGCACCACAAUAGUGGGGCUACAAUGAACAAUAAGUAGUUUUUCGUUCCUAUUAGUGGAUUUUUUUUCGCCUCUGAGUAAACGUAAUCCUUAAGCCGUAAUCCGUAAAGCUAAUUUUAGCAUGGUUGUCGUUAUUUAGGUGAGCAAUGUGGCCCAUGGGCCUCCUGUUCUCCAAUUACUUUACCCAUUUAGAAAUGUAUGAUACAUUUUAAACAGUUUUUUUUCUUUUUUUGUAAACAGAUGGAAAUGACGUCUACAAAAGCAAAACUAGAAAAAAUUUCGUCUUUUUGCCAGUCGAGGGGAUACGAUGUCGCGGAUUUAAUUACCGACAUAACAAACAAAUUGAAUAAGUUACCUCAUGUAUUAUUGAAAUCAAUCGAUGAAUUAUGGAAAAGUGUCAAAAGAUUAGAGCGUGAAGUCGAUAUAUGUAUAGAAGUAAUAAAACUAUCGGGCUGUAUGUGGUCUUUGUCAGGAUUGGGAUUACCCGUAGUAGGCAUUACUUUGACAGUUGCACUUUUAGUUGCUUACUUUCUUAAGAUACUUUGUUGUAUGUAUGAUUGGAAAAAGAUAAAAAUACCUGAACAUACCAUGCAUGAUGCAAAUCAACACGAACAGGCUGGUUUAGAAGAGAUGUUUGGAAGCGCAGAGACACUCAUUGAUUCUUUUACUGACAGAAAAACACCAAAUAAGUCUUCGCUAGAUAUCCUCAGUAAAAAUAUUGACAUUCAUAUUGGAGUAUCUGAGUUGGGACGUCUUAAAAGUCGGAUUAAGUGUCUUAUGUUAGGAGGAAAAGAUGAUUGGCUUACAGCUCUGCAGUUGUUGAAACUGUUUGUUAGAAUAUCCACGUUCCGGCAUUCACUUUUAUUUAGAUAUCAGACAUGUUUAAACACAAACAAACGCUUUCUAGAUACCAUAUCUGCUUUACAGACGUAUAUUGAAAAGGAAAGAAGAGAUAAUAUAUCAUUUCUUUCCAGUAUUUUUUUAGUACCGACACUCAAAGAUGUAGGAAUUCUAACAAUUUUUGAUCCAUUUGAGGAAAAAGAGCUAUAUGCGUAUUUAGAGGAAUUGAACCUGAAUAUGAUAAACUUAAAAAGCAGAAUUCAUAAUGGAGGUUUUAUAGUUUCGCCAGCCAGAAAUCCGUCCGUCCAACUCGGAAGACUUGUUUUGCUUUUAUUUAGUUAUUUAGGAGCUUUGAAAUGUACUCCUUCUAACAUUGGAGCUAUAUUAAUAUUCCAGGCAAUUGAAAAUACUUUCAAUCUUUUUCAAAUCGUAUCCCAAGACUCUGACAAAAUUUUAUUUAUGAAUGACAAUGGUUAUUGCAAAUACGCCAGAAGGUCUUCUUCUAUACCAGAAAAUGCUCAGUGGCGGGUAAUUCUCGUCGAUGAGACUGAUGCAACCUUAAAUACCUCCUCGUAUUUCAUACUUUGUAACAAAAAAUGGCCAGAAAAACCAUUAUACGUGGAAAGGUCAAUCUUAAAACGUGCAAAGGGAUUAGACACGGAUUCAAUACCAAAAGAAGAAUGCUUGUUUACGCUGACUAAUCCAAACCAUUCGGGCCCAAUUUCUGUAACUGUGCAACAUUUAGGAAAUCUGAAGGAAGAACCUACUUCUACAAAGGAUCGACGAAGGUCGUUCAGAAAAACAAGCAUAUUCAGGAAAUUAAGUUUUACAGCAUUUUCAUUCAAAGAAAACAACUAGUGAAUUUCAAUUGAAAUUUUAAAAAUAAACAAAAACAUAAUAUUUGUGAUUGAGAUGCCGUUUGUUUUCAUAAAAAAAAUUACAUAUGAUCUAUCAUAUUAAUUGGAAAUAAUUGCGUUUUUUUACAAAACAAUUAAAAUGGUGACUUAAUAUGUUUGAUAUCAAAUUAAAACUACUUCGUCUAAAGGCUUGAUAAUAUGGUAUGCUAUGCAACGGUAUACUAUGAAAUGCUAAAAAAUUGAACAAAAACGCCUCAGUUAACAAAAGAGUUCCAAACAUUUUGAAGAAAAAUGAUAAUGUUAAUGUCUACAACUGCUCUGCAAUGUGAACAUUCAAUUUUUGUAUGCUAUGGUUUGUGAUUCCAAUGAUAAUGUUAAUGUCUACAACUGAUCUGCAAUGUGAACAUUCAAUUCUUGCAUUAAAAGCAUUUGAAACCGUG